GUGUGGUGGCUGUCAGACACACUCUCUUCUCUUCUCUGAUCAUCAUGUCUGAGAGCAGCUGGACUCCUCAGGAUCUGGUCAGCAGAUCUCAGGAGGCUAAAGGUUUCUCCUACAGUCCGUACAGCAGCUUCAGAGUAGGAGCAGCUCUACUGACCACCGACCAGCAGCUCUACACCGGAUGUAAUGUAGAAAACGCCUGUAACAAUCUGGGAAUCUGCGCUGAGAGAACCGCUAUCUGUAAAGCUGUAUCAGAGGGACACAGGAGUUUUAAGGCCAUCGCUGUGGCCAGUGAUAUGAUGGACCACUAUAUCUCUCCGUGUGGAGGCUGCAGACAGUUUAUGAGAGAGUUCGGUUUGCAGUGGGAUGUUUAUUUAUCGAAGCCGGACGGUUCUUUCAUUAAGAAAACGGUGGAGGAGCUCCUGCCCGUAUCCUUCGGCCCUGAAGACCUGCGGAGGAAAAAAGCUGUUCCUGCUUCUGAAAACUCUCUUUAGACCCCAAUAAUCCCAGAAUAACCAAAUAACACCAAGAACACUGUGGAAUAUUCUGCUUUUCAGCUGUUACAAGUUUAUAUUGGGGCUUUACUGAUGAUUAAAUUUAUAUCAAUAUUAAUUACAAGGGUCUAACAAUUCAGAUAAUAUCUGCUAACAUCUGUUUCUAUAUAAUAUUUGUAUUGCAGUUUUAUCCUCCAUGUGUUAAUAAAACUGGACUUUCCCUACA
Astyanax mexicanus (Mexican tetra) is the source of this 717-nucleotide messenger RNA. RefSeq names its product cytidine deaminase a (gene cdaa). The record is from RefSeq and is a predicted model, not a curated record. Gene Ontology annotation, cellular component: cytosol. Lineage: Eukaryota; Metazoa; Chordata; Actinopteri; Characiformes; Acestrorhamphidae. Gene Ontology annotation, molecular function: cytidine deaminase activity; zinc ion binding. The transcript is spliced from 4 exons. Bases 45 to 491 code for a protein of 148 amino acids.